GGCGCAUCCCUGCCAGUCGAUCAUUCCUCGUCGCGAAACCUGAUCGUUUCGCAGUGCGUCGAUAGGUAUCAGUCGAUUGCAACGAAGAAAAGAAAGAAGGGAAAAGCAAGCUAUCAGAGAUGAGGAAUGCUGUGCUACUGUGCUACGCGUGCUCGCUGCUGAUCGGCGCCCAGGCAAUCGGAAGAUACAGGGGCUUGGAGUUUUUGGAGCCCUGCUCGAAGAGCGACCCAAGACUGGAAAGUUGCCUCGCCAGAACGGCCAAUACCCUCGUCGAGCAUUUUCGUCAAGGUCUACCGCAACUGGGUUAUCCAGAAGUGGAGCCAAUUAUCUUGGACGAGUUGCAUAUCGCGCUUGGAGGCGGUCCGAAUGGCUAUAGGGCGCAAUUCAAGAAUAUCACCGCAAGAGGGGUCUCCUCCCUGCGAAUAACUGGUCUCAGAACAAGAAUAACAGACGAUGAGGUGCAAUUGCAGCUGGCCUUUAGCAUUCCCAGAAUUAGAGCCGCCGCGAAAUACCGGUCCAGUGGAACCUUGAUCUUGGUGCAAGCUAGCGGCGCCGGAGAUUAUUGGGGCGAAUACGAGGGUGUCAGGGCUAAGGUCUUCAUCAGAGCAAAACCAUUUUUAUAUGAGGAUCGUCGUUAUCUCAGAUUGCAGCAACUAAAAAUAGACUUUAGCGUACAAAAUAUCAGGAUGGGAGUCGAAAACGUGCGUGAUACCAACAGCAUACUGUUGGCGGCACUCAAUCUUUUCAUCAAUACUAAUAGCCAAGAAUUGUUGAAAGAAAUGAAACCCGAUCUGAGGAGGAAGCUGCUGCAAGUGAUGACGAGUUUCGUGGAGAAACUUUUUGCUCAAGUGCCAUAUGACGCUUGGAUUACGGAUUAAAUAAUAGACUGAUAAUUACCAAGAGCAGAGCCCAAUAUCGUUAGUACGUUACAGGUGCAUUUUUGAACUGCGAGGUUUAACGCUUAAGAGAAAAAGAAUCUUUUAUUUCACGCAAGUCACCUUCGAGACAAAUAAAGGUUCCUAACACAGAACUAGAAAAUUACAAAUGACAAAAACAUUGAUUAUUUAUAAUCGAUGUUUUCAAAAAAAAGUUUAUCAAGACAAGUUCACACGUAAAAUACAGGGUAUUUUGUAUAAAAAUUGUUCAAAUUCGAGCGAAUUGAAUAUUCUUCAGAAACACUAAAUUUCAUUAUUUUCUUAAAAACGCUAUUCAAAGCAUAAUUGUAAAGAUAUUCAUGGGAAACGUUAAAAAUCUUUGGACAUUAAGAUUGAAAAUCAACAACAAAUAUAUUGUAGUUGCAUACACGUACGUAUAUAUGUUAAGGGACAUCAACCAUGAAUAAUUUAUAAAGCGAACUAUUCUUGCUUUUACUGUUCAAGAUAGUCCAUUAUUUCUUUCAACUUCACUUUAUUAAUCACAUUUAAGAAUCUAAAUUGAUGAUUAAUCAUUCGAUGUAUUUGACACAAUUUAUUAUAAUCUGAAUAUUUUCUUAUUUAGUGUUAUACAUACGAGUUUAUUAAGAAUUAGAUGAUAGAUGACGUGCUAAAAAGAUAUAUUUAUAUAGUUAUAACAUAUUAAGUUUUGUACAUAAUUAUAUGUACAUAUAUAUGGAUAUAAUUAAUAUUCAUUCUGUUUUUUAGUACACUUAAAAUAAGAACGUUAGUAUACUUAUCAAAAUAAUUAACUGUGUUCAGUCAGUUGUUUUCUUUGUUCGCGAUUUUUGUUUUAAAAUAAAUUAUAGCGCCUAAUUUUGUUAAGUUAGACUUUUCGCACAAAAAGGUCUUAUGCUGAUGUUAUUAUACGUCUGUGUUACGUUACCAAAUUUUAUUUUUGUAACGUUACAGAUAGAUUCUAAUUACUAGAAACAAAUUCAAUGCACACAUGUAUUAUGCGUUCGCAUAAUAUAAGUUUACAGAAUUUACGACAUUUUUUUCUUUAUGGCAAAUUCAUUAGAAAUGAAUUCACCAUAAGUCGUGCUAAUGAUAAAUAUUGAAUAAAUAAAAACACAAUAUGCGAUAAA
Messenger RNA from Solenopsis invicta (red fire ant), 2020 nucleotides. RefSeq names its product protein takeout (gene Jhbp2). The record is from RefSeq and is a predicted model, not a curated record. The coding region runs from base 120 to 878 and encodes 252 amino acids. The transcript has 4 exons. Lineage: Eukaryota; Metazoa; Arthropoda; Insecta; Hymenoptera; Formicidae.